GAGGUGUAAAUCUGUGUGUGUGUGUGUGUGUGUGUGUGUGUGUCAACAGGGGUGGCCUGGGAAACCUCACACUGGCAUACCCAAUACUUUCAGGAUUGACAAAACACCUUGAAAUUGCACACCUAGUUCACCUAUGGGCACUAUGUUUGAGAUUCUGGGUCAUAACAUGCGUGUUGGUUUUUUUAACUUUGGUCUUGGCCCUUUUUCUUAGGAUCAUUUUGGGAGAGACGAGUUCCUUCACUCAUUUCUUUUAUGACUGCAAAUUGACUGUAGUAUUCAUUUCACAGUUUGUUAACCCCUUAAGUAUCACCCCCUGAACACAAGCUUGAAAAUGACCCAAAUAAAAUGGUUACUCUUCUUGAACCCUUUUGACGACAGGUGUAAUCCCAGUCUCUUCUGAAAGCUAACCCUUUGGGGGUUUUACUUAAUCUAAUUAUUACUAAAACAAAGUUUGUUUUGUUACAAAAUAAGGAACUGUUGUUGCUAAAGCAAUGGCAUAAUUUCUGCCCCUUAAAAUAAAUUAUACCGAUGGAACCAUGGGUUUUAAUGCUUUCAAACGGUAUAUCCUGCUACCAUUAUAUUUUGUACGUAAGGUUUAUCCAACAAAUUGCUCUACCCAUCAGUGAAUUUGGCAGUGUAACUUCAUUGAUUUAACUGGUUAAUUAUCAUAUUUUUAUCAUAAGUUUCAACUGUUGAUGCCGCAUGUGUUUUGUAUUUAGAGUGCCAAACAUUAAACAAGGGUGUUAGUGCUUGUUUUAAACACAUUUUACUUAAUCCAAAUUUCCCCAACAUAAACAUAUUGUUAAGCGUCCUCUUCCUAAAUGAAUACCAUACUGAAAUGUUAAAAAACAUUUCAAAAUGACAACGGGAGGUUCUGGUUUGUUCCCCUUUCAACUUACUGUCCUUUCUCAGUUCACCUCACAAUACCAGUUGGUGUGCAGGUUCCUUUACAACAACAUUGAAAUGACCAGUAAAUAAACAAAUAAAAGUUAAGAGUUAUGUUAUAAUAUUUUUUUUUCUAAACUGACUGUAGUUCAGCUGGAGGCAGCAGUAACGCUCUAAAGCACCGUAUGUUUACCAUCAUUCCGAUUCCAGCCGUUGCCUGGGCGACGGCACGGAGGCCGUCAGAAAGGUUGUCCGUGAGCGAGCGCCCGAUAAGCGCCGUGUCCGCAGACAAGCGGUUAAUGAGCUCGCCGGUGCGCGUCUUGUCGAAGAAACCCACCUCCUGCCUCAAAAUUGAGGAAAAAAGGGAUUCGCAGAUUUACCAACAUUGGACUCACCUGAGCUCUGCAUGAGGUAGACCCGUGCGGAGUUGGCGGCAGCACCACAGAGGAAAACCCCGCACAGCAUAGUGCACAAGGAGGUGAGGGAUGAGGUGAAGUCUGCGGCAGUGUUCAUGUAGAUGGUGUCAAUCACUCGGCCCAGGAAGAAGGGAGCCGACAUGGUGACCCCACUCGACAGCACCAGGCACCCCACAGCCACUGCAGACAAACAUGAAUAUGAGACUGGGCCUGUGCUGAUCAUGCUAACCAUCAGUUAGCCAGUAGCAUACUGCAAUAAGCACCAGAACAUGGAUGGAAUUACAUUGCAACCCAGACUUCCCGAGGACAACUGGUCAGCUGCCGAUGACACCCCUUUGAUCUGUGGUUCUUGUAAUUUCCCGACAACCAACAAUUCAACCCUACAGUGUCCGUAACAAUGGGAAGGCUGUUGUCGAGGCCAGACAGAGGAUUGCUGAAGGCUGCAGACUCCUGUGGGUAGGCCAUUAAACAUGGCUGCCAUCUAUUCAGGCAUUCACCUGAAGCUGAAGAGUCCUAAAACAUCAUGGGAAGACAAGCUGAAGCUGGCACGCUUCGCCUGGAUCUCCCCGCAGUGCUUCCUCCCAAACAAGGAACAGGUGUUGUUUGAUUGGACAAGUCAUGCCUUGACUGGUUACUACAGUAAAAAAGUGGAGCUCCCUCAGCAGGUGUUGGAGGGGCUGUGGGCAUACCUGGAUGACAUUCUCCACAGCAAGCAUCUGCAGAAGGCCAUCAGUCAGGGAAAGACACCCAGUCUGCGCACGAACAUAGCACAGGUGGUCAAUGACAGGAUCCUGGAGUUUGUGUUGGGGUCAUCCCCUCUAAGUGCCUCCACCGUGCUGAGAUGUUGCCAUGGCAUCCUGUCCUCGUCUGUGCUGUCCGUCACCUACAGCACCAGGUACGAGCUGCUGGUGGAGCUUGUUGCCAGACUUUGUGGUCUGGCCUGUGCCUCGCCUGGCCAAGAACCCGAAGCUCACCUACGCCCCCAGGUGUUGGAGCUCCUCCACUUGGCUCUCAGCAGCUACCUGCUGGUCCAACGUCAGCAGGCCAACCCCAACCGUGUGUUUGCACAGGUGACCGCCCACCUGCUGCAGCCCCUCCUCCUGCUCAGACACCUGCUGACUGCCCAGGUGCACCUGGGCAGGGAGAUCCGGAGCAGAGUGGAUGCAGUGCUGCAGUCGGCUCUUUUCCUGCCUGACCACCUGCUCUCCUAUAGGGAGGAGCUGCUGCCAAAGAAGGAAGCGUCGGCCUCUACCCGCGGCCCUGCCCGCAAGGGUGUGCUGACCCCGGUGAGCAGCGUGCUGCAGAGGCUGUGUGAGCCAGGGCUUUGUGACCCAUUGCUGCACUUUGCUGUGCGCUCCAACUCCGUCCCGCUGCUGUACAGAUUUGCCCUGGACACUUUCUGCCGCUCCGGAGACAACAAGGAUGUCUGCUUCCACCUGCUGACACGGCUCAUCACUGCUUUGGACCUUACAGAGGACCUGGCCCCCAAGGACAGCUUUGACCCUGCAAACUGGAGCCUGGCGUUGCUUUCUCUGGAAAACCUGCUGAAUUUGGUGCUGAAUGGAGAUGUGUACAACGUGGCGGCAGACAGAAUCCAGCAUGGCGAGGCACAGUUUAACUUCUACAGGAAGGUGGCUCACUUGUUGCUCUACAGUGCGCAGUCGGGUCUACCGGCCUGGUACCGCUGCCUGAAGGCCCUCCUGUCACUGAACCACCUGGUGCUGGAGCCCGACCUGGACGACCUUGUGUCCUCUGCCUGGGUGGACCAUGAGUGCGUGGAAGUGCGGGCGAGGAAGGCCAGGGAGGCUCUGAUCACUGCCGUGCUCCAGACCUACACCAAGCUGCGGCAGCUCCCCCGGCUCUUUCAGGAGGUCCUACUGGUGAUGUGUCGCCCGGCAGCCGACGAGCUGAGGCCGCCCCUCCUGACCGCCUCCCUCCAACGGAGUCUGAGCCAGUGCCUGUUAGAGAGCCCCCCCAGCCAGAGCCUGGAAGUCUGGCGCCUCCUGCUAGAGAACGUGCAGACCUACUUGCUGCCGGACCUGGAGGGGAAGGACGAUGUGGCCCUGAAGCUGCUCUCGCUGAGCGGACUCCUGCACGUGGUCCUCUUCAGCGUUCGGACCCUGGAUAGCAGCUCGCCCCUCCCCGUCCUGAGGCAAACUCAGAGCCUCAUGGGAGAAAUGCUUGUGCUCAUAACGCACCUGCUCCGCCUGCUCGCAGGCAAGGAUACAGCGGCCCUGUGGUUCCAGACUGUCCACCAGGCGGCGCUCUUCCUCAGCUACACCUGGGUGGAGGUGGACACUGUGUUUGAGAUGCACUGCAUCAGGUACAAUAGCACUCUAACAGAGAUGGGCCCCAGCCUGCUGCCCGGUGUGGGUGAGGAGGAGUGGGACCAAGUUCUGUCCCUUUCCCAGCAAUGUGGCCACCUCAGCCAGUUCCUCCAGGAGCAACUGACCCUCCAGAGAAUGAAGAAGGCUCUCCUUAGGACCAGCAUUUCCACAGAUGCUGAUAUCCGGGAUGAUCUCUGUAGGGAUGCUCAGUUUAUCGUCAGGACAGGAGAGGCGUCCUUCCGUGAGGUGUCUGAAGAGGUCUGGGACGGACAGGUGAGCAGUGUGGUUGACACAACCUAUCCGGUGGCCCACUGGUUCCUAGUGACCUCAAAUCUGGGUCUUCUUACCCCAUAUCUCUCUGAGGAGCACUUGUCUCACAUAGCCAACAUUCUCCUGGACUCUCUACUGCAUGGAGCCACUCCAGACAUACCAGAGAAGGAAGCAGCUCACCUGUCCAUCGCCAACAUUUCAAAGCAUUUGCUCGGGAGCCCAAUGCUUGUUGAGUUAUCCUCACUGUACUCUGUUAUAGUCCAGUGUCUCUCCAAAAGGAUUGUAGGAAUUCUAUGCCGUUCUGAGCAGGGCUCCCAGUGUCAGGUGCUCUUAAGUUUUGGUGAAGAGGUGCAGGUCAUAAAGGGGAAGGAGGAGGGGGCGGCUGGCUCUGAGGGAGGAGGUAGCCACUCGGAAGCAUCGUCUCCCUGGAGCAAAUUGGAGGCCAGAGCUCAGGCGGUCCUGCAGUUUGCAAAGGCUGACUCUAAAGUCCCUCUGACUGGGUCACAGCUGGAGAGCCUGGCUCAGAUACUGCAGGUCACCAGUGCUCUUUGCCCAGAUGGCAUGAGCCCAGAGGACCACUCUGAGUGCUUCCUUCUCCUGUUCUUCAUGGCUGUCAGUGUCCAGCCUCAGGGCGACGUGGAACCCUCGGCCGUUAUCGGACUGCUAACUGACGUCUACCGUCUCAUGACCUCGCUGCAGUCGGGAAGUAAUUUUGGGACUAUCCUAAAAGUUGUGCAUGGAAGUGAACUCUUGGAAACGUGUGUGUCUUCCGUUUAUUCCCUCAGUGAAUGUCUCACUCGAUCUGUGGAUAGUCCAGCAAGGAUGGCCUUCAUCCAGGCUUUCCAGGGCUUCCUCCAGUGCCUAUUUCGAGUGAUCAUUAACAGGAGGAAGAGCGUGCGUCUCAACUUGGAGAAAUUCACAACCUUCAUGGUCGAGGGUGAGGUGGCGGUCAGCAUGCUGUCAAGGCUCCGGGGAAGGGGUGACCUUGAAACGGAGAGUCUGGUCUCCCUGCAGCUCCUGUUAGCCUCUCUGACUGAGCUGUGUCAGACUAUGAUGGCCAAUUUGGGUAAGAGCAGCAAGCUGGAUGAAACCCUUGUGCAGCUCUCGGACAGGGCCCUGUGCAUCCUGGGACCUGUAGUCCGGCUGUGUCUGAGUGGCCAGGCCUGUGAGCGGCUGGGCCAGUCCUUCUCUGUGGAUGUGGUGACGGUUAUGGUGCAAGUGGAGCUGUCCCAGAUCUCCACCUGCGCUUCUGAUGGGGAUGAACAGAGCAAACUGGGUCACCUAACCCAUGGGGAGCUCUACAGGAGCUUCGCCCAGCAGGUUCUGAAAGAGCUUUGUUCUGCCCCUCGGCCCAUAGACUUCCUGUGCUCCUCUCUCCGCUUCCUGACCGCCUACUACACCGCUGCCAUGGCAACCGCAGAGCCAAACCUACCGGACCUUUAUGCCUCAGUACUGCAGAAUCUGAGAAUGCUGCUAGCAGCCCCCUGGCUGUCAAUGUCUGAACUGCAACAGCUGCAGACUCCCGUGAAGGAGUUACUGGCCCAGCUGGUGAGCAGGAGCUCACAAGAGCAGCUGAUCCUCCUCAUGGGGACCCUGAAAGAGGGCUUGAACGCUGCACUGGUCAGGAACGGUUGUUCUAAGGACGUCCUGUCAGCUGUGACAUUAACCAAGCUGCUUGCAAGCUGUCCUCUUUCUGAAAGCUGCAACAAGGCCUUCUGGUUUCUGGCACCUCAGAUUAUAUCAGCUAUUAUUUUUGUGGUGCAGGAGUGUGCGAAGGACCUGCCGCUGGUUGGCGAGUUGGCGGUGCCUGCUCUGGAAGCCGUGACGGUGAUUCUGCGGCAGGGGGAGGGCGUGCUGUCGAACCCGCACCACGUGGGCCUCGUGUUCAGCGCUCUGCAGCUCAUCCCUCUCGAGCUCCCGUCAGAGGAGGCCUACCACUCUGCCUUCCACGCCGUACACGAGGCGCUGUUCGCCGUCAUCCAGUGCCAUCCCCAGGUGAUGCUGAAAGCCACACCCUCGUUCUUAAACUGUUUCUACCGGCUGGUGGCGUCUGUCAUGCGGGAGGGGCGACAGAGACCGGAGAAUGACAGAGGUUCUGAAGCAGAUGCUGAAGUGGGUAUGAAGUGCGCUCUGCUGGUUGAGCGCAUGUACACACACAUUGCUUCUGUUGCAGAGGGCUUCACAGUGCUGUCCUCCUUCAUAGUGGCUCAGUAUGUCAGCGAGCUGCAGAAAGUAACGCUACACCCGGACAUCAAGAGUCACCUUACAGAGGGUAUUUAUAAGAUCCUGGACCUCUGUGUGGAGCAGGACAUCAAGUUCCUCUCCAGCACCCUGCCGCUUGGCGUCCGGGAGGUUUUCAGUGAACUGUACAGCAGCUACACGCACUACCACAAGACCCAGAGGCAAGGAGAGGAUAAGUACACAGCCUAAAGCCUGAUACAGCCCCACACUGCCACGUACUCAGGCUGUGGGUCUCUAAUGAUGUCAUCCUGUGGAAGUCAUGUAUAUUUCUGAAGGACCACAGACCUUUGAGAACAGCCUGAACAUUGGACAGGUUACACUGAUGACGUUUGCAGGAUGUGAUCUCAAUCACAACAGAUAAUACGGACUGCUUGAAUUUAUGACAAUGCAUAACAACCAAAAUUGCUCUCUUGAGUGGUUUUACCUACAACUAAGACAAAUUAAAUAUGCAUAUUUUAUGGAGAUGAAUGUCAUUUAAUGUGCUGUAUAUGCAUUCUUUAUGAAACUGUUUAAUUAAUUACAGCUUACUUGAGUUAAUUCCCAUAUGUAUGUACUUAUAUAUUUACAGAUGCAUUCCUUCUGAGAAAUACUUCUUUGGGGGAAAUGUUGUCUUUGGGGGAGAUGUGUUUUUCAUCGUUUUGUAUUGGGACAAUGUUUCUGUUGAGCUGUUUUGGGUGUUUUUUUGUGCAAGCAUCCUGUUUUAUGAAGUCUGUCACAGCUAUGCUGAAAGCCAUCUGGGUCCUGCUCAAUACUGGCACGUUAUCCUUUUUUCUCCAAAUUAGUAAAGGCUGAGAAACGCACUCAACUGGGGUCACACACUGUCAGAAUACCGGGUGAUAUUACAGGCGCAUGCCUACAGUUACAAGACUGAUCCUUGCUAUCAAACUUCCAAAUUAUGAUGAGAGACUUGAUGCAUUUGAUCUCUAAAGUGGAUUAGUUGUACUAUUUCAAAUUGAGUUCUCUCUGUGGAACAAGGGGACAUAGAUGAAAAUGAGUUCAAACACUUUCAGUGAGAAGCAGGCUAUCAGUAGGUAGUAAUGCAUCAUCAGAUUUUCAUGGCUUGUAGUAGAAGUAGAAGCACUUGGGAUGUUGGAGACCAGCCUGGAUACGGUGAUAGAAGCUGUACUGCUGGUAAACUAAUGAGUGUUCAUGACAAAAUGACCAGUUCUUGUCAUCAGAUGUUUUUAUGUUCCGAUGACCAACUGCAAUGUGAGACCCAGGAAAUCUUGGGGCGUUUAUUGGCAUCAAAUUGAAUUAUUUGUAAUAAAAAAUAUUUAUUAGUUUAUAUGUCAAGGAAUAGCAGACCUUCAGCAUCACCACAAAGUAAAAGGCUGUUUGGGUGACCUGUAGCGUAGUGGUUAAGGUACAUGACUGGGACCCGCAACGUUGGUAGUUCGCUCCCCAGUGUAGCCACAAUAAGAUCCGCACAGCCGUUGGGCACUUCAGCAAGGCCCUUAACCCUGCAUUGCCCCAGGGGAGGAUUGUCUCCUGCUUAGUCUAAUCAACUGUGUGUCGCUCUGGAUAAGAGCGUCUGCCAAAUGCCAUUAAUGUAAUGUUUGAUUCCAAAUCAGGGUAUGUUAAAGACAUAUAUAUUUUUAUUUUUUCCCUUUGUUGCAAUUCACAGUAUUUUUUUAUCAUCUGUUCUGCAGUAGGGGAGAGGCUAAUUAUGAUGUAAUAUUGCAAUCUUAGGAUAUUAAAUACAAAUAGCUGUUGAGACAUCAUACUUCACCUUUGCCCUCACAGCAGAAGCAUUUAUUGUUUUAAAGAGCCUAGUUCUGUUUCAGGAUUCAGGAAUAAAUGCAGGGUGAGUGCAUCCCUGAAGAUGAGAGGCCACAGAAUGCCCAGAAUGCUGUGUAAUUUAUACAUUUGCAUCUAAAUCCACCCACCGCCAAGACCAUCUGGGUCCUUUCCAAUGGCAGCUCAUUUAUUUAAUUAGACUGAUAAUUUAAUUAGUGUAAAUGGGAAGCACCCACCUUGUAGCCCUGAGCAGAUGUUUGCUGGAAGAAAAAAACUAAACUAAACAAUAAAGCCUACAGAACCA
Messenger RNA from Conger conger (European conger), 8180 nucleotides. It is a transcript of the gene urb2, whose product is annotated as URB2 ribosome biogenesis homolog. NCBI's taxonomy places the organism in Eukaryota, Metazoa, Chordata, Actinopteri, Anguilliformes, Congridae. Gene Ontology annotation, biological process: ribosome biogenesis. The record is from RefSeq and is a predicted model, not a curated record. The coding region runs from base 1772 to 6328 and encodes 1518 amino acids. Gene Ontology annotation, cellular component: nucleolus. The transcript is spliced from 12 exons.